AUGCGCCACGUUCCUGCGCUGUUCCUGGCCUUUGCCGCUGCUGUCUCGGCCACUACCUCCUGCAGCACCUCGCAGCAAUGCCCUGAAGAAGCCCCCUGCUGCUCUCAAUACGGCCAAUGCGGCACAGGAACCUACUGCCUCGGCGGCUGCGAUCCUCUCUCCUCCUUCUCGCUGGACUCAUGUGCCCCCGCCCCCAUCUGCAAGAACCAGACCUACUCCUGGGAUAACCUGGACAAUGCCAUCCUGUACGACCAGUUCCUGGGUAACGCGACCAAAUACGACUGGGUGUACAGCGGUUAUCCCAAGGUGGAAAAUGGCAGUCUGAUGCUUACCAUGCCCAACCAGACUACGGGUAGUUUGGUCUCGCUCAACCACUAUAUCUGGUAUGGAAAGGUGUCGGCCAAGGUGAAGAGUAGCCGGGGAGGGGGUGUUAUAACAGGAUUCAUUCUCAUGUCGGAUGAUAAGGAUGAGAUUGACUAUGAGUGGGUGGGAUAUAACUUGACCAGUGUGCAAACGGACUUCUACUUCCAGGGUGUUCAGAACUACAGCAACGAAGUCACCGUCCCCGUCGACUCCAACACCUACAGCGACUGGCACGAAUACACCAUCGACUGGAAACCCGACGCCAUCGACUGGCUCGUCGACGGCAAGGUCCUGCACACUCUGACCAAGAACUCAACGUACAAUGCCACCGCCAACCGCUACCAGUUCCCGCAGAGUCCCUCCCGUCUGGAAAUGUCGCUGUGGCCCGGUGGUCUCAGCACCGCAGGCACCGGCACCAUCGAGUGGGCUGGUGGUCUCGUCGACUGGGACAGCGACGACAUCAAGGAGUACGGCUACUACUACGCCAUGUACAAGGACAUCACGAUUGAAUGCUACAGUCCCCCCGAGGGCACGAUCGUCAAGGGCGACAAGUCGUACGUCUACACCAGCUACAGCGGACUGUCGGAGACUUUUGAAGUUUCCGGAAAUGAUACCGUCCUGAACAACCUCCAGGAUACAGGGCUGAACAUGACUGCGGGAUCUAAGACAGACUCGAGCAGCUCGUCUGGCUCUUCUUCCGGCUCUGGCAGUGGCAGUGGCAGUGGCUCUAGCUCUGGAUCUGACUCUGGCGAUGGCAAGGAGAGCGGUGCUUCCUCUCGCAGCGAGAACAUCAUGCAGGGAUCGCUGCUUGCUGCAUUCAGUGCGGCUGUUGUGUUCAGUCUCAUGUGA
Molecule: messenger RNA, 1212 nt
Organism: Aspergillus wentii DTO 134E9
Lineage: Eukaryota; Fungi; Ascomycota; Eurotiomycetes; Eurotiales; Aspergillaceae
Exons: 3
Coding region: 1-1212 (403 amino acids)
Biological process (GO): carbohydrate metabolic process; fungal-type cell wall organization
Cellular component (GO): fungal-type cell wall
Molecular function (GO): glycosyltransferase activity; hydrolase activity, hydrolyzing O-glycosyl compounds
Source: RefSeq, a predicted model, not a curated record